This is a messenger RNA of Saitoella complicata NRRL Y-17804, 2312 nucleotides long. RefSeq lists its product as uncharacterized. Gene Ontology annotation, molecular function: mRNA binding. The transcript is spliced from 2 exons. Gene Ontology annotation, cellular component: spliceosomal complex. The record is from RefSeq and is a predicted model, not a curated record. The coding region runs from base 48 to 2168 and encodes 706 amino acids. Lineage: Eukaryota; Fungi; Ascomycota; Saitoellomycetes; Saitoellales; Saitoellaceae. Gene Ontology annotation, biological process: mRNA processing.
AGCAGACCUCGGGACGUUCAGCACACACCCCGGAUCAAUCCGUGAAGAUGUACGGACCACCAUAUGGCGGAAUGCCUGGCUACCCGCCUCAAUACCCAAACCCAUACGGCGCACCACCAAUUGUUCCCGGCAUGCCAGUCCCUGUCCCAGGAAUGCCAGCACCAGGAAUGGCUCCUCCUGGCAUGGGCGCACCAGGUUUCGGUCCCCCAGGGAUGAUGAACAAUAGCCACAACGAUGCGCGAGGUCCUCAGCGUCCGUUCGUGCCACCUGCCAACAUGCCAAACAUCAACCUCAACGCACCCGUCAUCCAUCUCGGCACAGGCGGUGGAGGCAGGCUUGGACUCGGUGCGACGCCGAAUAUGCCUCAACACAACAACAACAAUGGACACACACAUCUCAGUAACAUGGUCAAGGCAAAGGAGAUCGUGCAGCCUGCUCGACCACCCACUGUUGAAGAAGCGCUCAAUACUUUGUUCGUCGGAGCGAUCCCCAGCGAGUUGGAGGAUGAGUGGGUCGAGAAGAUCCUGAGAGCUGUCGCGAAGCUCAAGGAAUGGCGCCGUGCUCGUGCUGCGGAUGGAAGUUUGAGGUCGUUUGGCUUUGCGGAGUAUGAUGAUCCGGAACACACUCAGCGCGCUAUCACCGUUCUCGAGAACCUCGAGAUUCCGCCUGCGACGGAGGAUGGGAAGCCGACCAAGCUUAUCAUUACUACGGACGAGCAGACGCGGGUUUUCUUGGAGUCGUACGACCAAAGCCGUACGAACAAGAAUCCUCAGAAGGAUAAAAACAUGAUUAUCACGUCAAGAAACAAUCUCGCCAAGGUCCUCGAGGACUUUGCUGACCCCAGCAAGCGUCAGCCUGCUGCGCCAACUGCCGAGGUCAAGACCGAAGACUCGAAUACCCCCGCGGAAGAGGUCGUCACUAUCCCUUUGGGAGGCGACGAGGAACUCGGAGACAUCCCUCAGGAGCAGCGCGAGGCCGUUGCAAGGGAAAUUACGGCUUUCCGUGAACGUGCCAGUCGUCGUGACAAAGAACGUGCACAAGCCGUCGAAGACGCUGAGCGACGUCGUGCAAACUUUGGCAGGAAUGGAAGCAUGAGCUCCAACGCCAUUCCUGUAGGCCCGCGCGGAAUCUCUGCUCCCACUGGACCUAAGGUGAAGGAGGAACUGUAUGUGUCCAAGGUCAACAUCCCCGCGACCGAAGAAGAAGCUGCCCUCUCCGACGACGAGUUGGAGCGUAGAAGAAAGGAGAAAAAAGACAGAGAUCUCGAAAUUCAAUACGUCGACCGCGAACGCCGCUGGUUAAACCGCGAACGUACCCGCACCCUCGCCCUCGAACGUGAACUCGCUCGUGAGCGCGACCUCGAAGCCCGUGAACUCCAAGACAAGGAUGCAAUUCGACAGAGGUUGGCGGAGUGGGAUGAUGAUAAGGAGAGGGAGAUGGGUGCUGAGGAGUAUUAUCGGGAUAAGAGUAAUUGGUUGGCGAAUCGGGCGGUGUUUAGGGCGAGGGAGGGGGAGAUGGACGCCCAGGAUCGGGAGGCGGAGCGUAGGGAGUUGGAGAUGGAGGGGGCGAGGGGUGCGGAUGCAUCUAAUCAGGCUGAGGCAUUCCUCAAUAACAUUGCGGCGGAGGUUGGGAAAGCGGCACCUCAGCAGCAACAGCCUGCGACGGCGAGUGCGGGUCCUGGCCCGAUUCGUCUUCAGUUCGGGGUUAAGAAGGCACCUGAGACGACCUCCAGGACGAUGGGUCAAGCGGAGGCGUUGCUGGAAGACGACGAGGAGGAAGACAAGGACAAGCAGAAACGUGUUCUCGUACCGCUUACCUAUGAAGGCACCAACGUCGAGGACGAAGAAACUAAAGCCCGCCGCCUAAGACAACUCGUCUCCUCCAUCCCCUCUGACAAGGAAGGCCUCUGGUCCUGGCCCGUCAAAUGGGACAAACUCACCGACGCACUCAUCGAAGAGGACAUAAAACCCUUCACCACCAAAAAGAUCAUCGAGUACUUGGGUGUCCAGGAUGAUGAUUUGAUCAAGUUCACGAUUGAUCAUUUGAGAAAGAAGGGGUCUGCCGAGGAUUUGGAGAAGGAGUUGGAGAUGGCGUUGGAUGAGGAUGCGGAGGUGUUUGUCAAGAAGAUUUGGAGGUUGAUUAUUCUGACUACGGAGAAGAACUUCUGAGUCCAGCAAGGGGAGGAGCAAAAAGCAAUUACGGCACAUGGCCGCACAACAUCUAAGCCAGAUACAAUACCAAUCACUCGUUGCAUCUCAAACCUCAUUCUAUGCUAUGUUAUGCUGAAAUUCCGGUAUAUGUGGGUAUAGUGA